UGACAAGGUUGUUAUUUUUUUUAUAAACUACAUGUCGCGGUACCCAAACGUUGGUAACGCUUCUUCUACAACUUAUUCUACUUCAACUACUUCUAUACCACAACCACCUUUGACUACUAUAUUAUCUUCGCGUUUACGACACGAACGAGAAGAACAUCAACUAACUGUUACUUACCAGUCACCGCGUUCAAAUAUGAAUACACUUCCAACUUUACCUCCCAUCAGUACUCUUUCUUAUGAUAAUUUUGGAUAUAAAAGUCCUUCAAGUGAACAAUAUCGUAACUCUCCUUCAACUCCUUACUCUGCUUCUUCUUCAACGUCCUCAUUCACUUAUUUACCUUCACCUCUUCCUCAACCAUCAACUCCUACUCAAAAUCCUCCAUCACAACCUCCUCUUUCACAACCUUCAUAUUAUCAACAUCAACAACAGCAGAGAUCUCCACAAACUACUUAUUAUUCUCAACCUGCUUAUUCUUCUUAUUCACAAUAUCCACAACAAAAUUCUCCGGGUGCACAACCGUCCCCACGUAGAACUACACAACAACUUCAACAAAAUUAUUCAUCACAACAACAACCAUCCCCGAUAUAUAGUUUACAAUCAUCAUCAACACAUCAACCAUCAUCAACACAACAAUCUCAUACUCCGAUACGUCCAUUUCAAAGAAGUCACACAACACAAAAUGUUAUAUCCGAACCUUUUGUAACUGUCACGCCCGAGCUAAAUAAUAGACCUCCUAGACGAAGACGACGUCCCCCAUUUUCUUAUUCAUCACUUAUCGCUCAGGCCAUUUUAGAUUCACCGGACAAACGAUUAACACUACGUGAAGUUUAUCAAUGGAUAAUGGAAAGAUAUCCCCAAUUGUACAAAGCGGAUGAUACCGGUUGGCAGAACACAAUUCGUCAUAAUCUUUCAUUGAACAAGUGUUUUAAAAAGGUACCUCGUUCAGAUACCGAAUUAGGUCAUUCAACGUCAUCAUCUGCAGCGAGCAAGGGUAAAGGAGGUUAUUGGACUAUUGACCCGGAAUAUAUGUCUGCUUAUCAUGAUGGUGUAUUUGCGAGGGGUGGAGUACAAAAACGUAGACCUGGUGAAGUAGGUGUUGGUAUACAUCCAGGGAUGGGUGGACCAGGACUUGGUGAUGAUGAUAGUGGUGGUAGUGAUACUUCUCCAUCUGACAAUAAUAUGGCGGGUAGAUUGGUUGAAGUUGAAGAUGAUAGUGAAAGUACUUAUCGUCAUCAUCCUCAUCAUAUAUUAAAUCAUCAACAACAAUAUCAUUAUCCCUCUCAUAAUGGAAAUAAUGGAGAACGAAUACCUUUAACAUUAACGGUUCCCUCUCCAGUGUCUGUUUCCUCUUCUACGUCUUUAAUGACACCUCCUUUAUCAUCGAGUUUAACCCAAAAAAAAUUUUAUGUUCCGAAAAGACAUUCAUCUGAACCAAAUUUUACAAAUUUAACUUCUCCUUCACCUUCAAAUUAUGCUUCAAGUGUGAAUGUGAAUGCAAGCGGGUCAAAUUCUGGAAGAUGUGAUGUAUUCAAUAUAACUGAUACAACAGAUGUAAGUAAUCCUUCGUCGGAUCAUUCCAAUUUACAUAUAGAUAUAUCACCUUAUCCUGUUGAAUCGAGAAGUAGUGGACCAGGUUCUGAAUGGAAUAUAAGUAGUGAUUCAUCAAUUAAAAGAGAAAUUAAAAUGGAGUAUUAUUAUAAUGAACAUCCAGCAAUUAGUGAUAUUCAUUCGACUAAUUCGUCAGUGGCUGGUUCAAUGAAGAUCCGUAAUUUACUGAAUUAAUAAUAGAUUUACGACAUAUAAUUGUAUGUACAUACUAAAUUUUUUAUUUUCAUGUUAAUUCGCCACCAUAAAUCGUUUCGGUUCACUUUUUCGAAAAUUAAAAUUUAUUCAAAGACUAUUUUAUCAAAUUAUUAAUUGUUUUAAUCAUCAACCUUUCGUUA
This is a messenger RNA of Rhizophagus irregularis DAOM 181602=DAOM 197198, 1944 nucleotides long. RefSeq lists its product as uncharacterized. Gene Ontology annotation, molecular function: RNA polymerase II cis-regulatory region sequence-specific DNA binding; DNA-binding transcription factor activity, RNA polymerase II-specific. The record is from RefSeq and is a predicted model, not a curated record. NCBI's taxonomy places the organism in Eukaryota, Fungi, Glomeromycota, Glomeromycetes, Glomerales, Glomeraceae. Gene Ontology annotation, biological process: anatomical structure morphogenesis; regulation of transcription by RNA polymerase II; cell differentiation.